AUGGAUGAACGAGAAAAGUCACACAACAAAAUAACCUCUAAUUCAGAAGAUUCUAUAAAAAUGGAGGAAACAACAGAUGAAAAUUGGACAAAUGUUAAAACAAUUUAUCAAAAUGGGCCAACAGCUAAUUCAUCAAUACUUGAUAAAAAUGAUAAAGAUGCUGUUAUUUCUUAUUCAACAAAUCGUGAAAAAGUAUAUCACGGAAAUGCAGGAACUAUUGAAGAGAUACAUGUUCUGGAAAGCUCCGGUAGAACUACUAGAGAUUUUGCCGAGGAACAUUGGUCUUCAAAAAUCAAAUCAUAUGUAAUGCCUCAACCACCUAAAUUUGUACAGGUAAUUAAAGCAUUUCGAGUGUUAGCUACUGAUACGUUGACACUUGUCGUUGAAGUACAAAGUGAUCCACCCGCUAUUUUUGAAUGGUUCUGCAAUGACAGACCAGUGCAACAAAACCGACGCAAAUUUAAGGCACGUCAUGGAAUCAACAUUACCACCCUGACCGUUGAGGGCCCGGAACAGGGUGUUUAUAAAUGUACUGCGAGAAAUCCCGUCGGUAUAUCUACAACUUAUGGUUAUAUUACAGUCAAUGCUCCGCAACCACACAAAACAUUGUUGGAGCAAACACAUGAAGUUAAUGAAGAAAUGAAAAUGGAAAUUGUCGAUAAAGAAAAUAUCCAAAUACCAAUUGAUAUACCACCCAAAUUUAUUCAUCAGAUACCAAAUUUGACAUUGCGACCUGGUAGUGAGGCGCUUAUUGAUGUUGAAGUUCAAGCAUCACCUGCAGCCAAAUUUACCUGGUACGUGAAUGGUAUCCAGUUUCGCGAUACAAUCGGACAAAUUGAAGUUUAUUAUCCAAUGAAUAAUCGUUGUAUUGCCCGAUUUCCAAUUCCACAAAAGGGUGAAUACAAAGUAAUUGCGGAAAAUAGAGCUGGUAAAGCAUACAGCAUCGGUCAUAUCGAUAUCAAAAAUGAAAUUACGUAUCAUCAAACACAGUUACCACCUCUGCCAAGCGAUCAUAUGUAUUAUAAUUCGUGCAACAGCGAAUCUGAACAUCGUGAAAAAUCAUUGUUACAAGGCAGAGGACGAGCAUCUUCGGUGAAUAGAAUGGUUGAUUAUUAUGAAGAAAGUAGCUAUUAUCAACGCUCGACAAGCUUGCCGAGACAAAUUGAUUAUCCAUAUGAAAUUAAGAAAACAACGGAGAUCAUUCGAAAGUGCGAAGAUGACUCGAAUCAGUUGCAACAACAACAACAACAACAACAGAAAGAGCAACAAGAUCAUGAACAACAAUAUUUGUCUUCAAGAAAUCUUGUUGAAAUGGAAGAUGAGCAAUUACGGGCAAUGAAACAUCGACGUUAUAGCGAAACAAAACAAUAUUUGUUACCUCAGAAACCAGUUUUUACUAGUAAACUACCGAUAGAUGUUGCGGUAAGUCCCGGUGAGGAUCUGGUGCUCAAUGUUGAUUUUAAAGCAAUUCCAAGAGCAGAUGUGAAAUGGAAUGUAAACGGUUUUGAAUUAAAAGAUUCAAAAAAAGUCACAAUAAUUAAUGAGGAAAAUCAUUCAACACUUAUUUGUCGUCCUCCAGUUCGUUAUGGACGUUAUAAUGUCACAAUGAGGAAUGAGUACGGUAUGAGCAAUCAAACUACACGAGUGCAUUAUGGUGAAGAAAAACAAUAUGAAGAAGUCAAAGAAUCACAUUUAUUAUCCAAUAAUGUCACUGAACAUCCAGUACCUGCUUAUACUACUACCACACUAGUUAAUGGAUGGGAAUUGGUCGAUGAGCAACAGCGAUCUAGCAAAUCGGCAGAUUCAUUCGAAACUGUUAAAUAUGUGGAAACAGUACGAGCGGCUACAGAAGGACAUGAAACACCCACUCCGCAUGAUCAGACACCUACUCCAUGUCACCCGUUCGAUUCUUCUACGUAUACUUUACGACAAAGUGAAGAAGGUAGUCGUGAAAUAAUGGCAAUGAGUUACGAAGCCUCAACAAUUCCACCACAACCAUUGACAAAACCAAUGACACCUGUCAUCCAUGAACCGCUACUAGGAAUGAGCAUUUCUGUAGUUCCUGAAGCAUCGUAUUCAUCUCCCUAUGCAGAAAAACGAUACGAAGAAAUCACAAGUGGUAUAUCAAAAAUUACUUAUGAACCAUCCAAACCUGCUGAACCGAUAUUACAUAAACCGCUAACAGAUAUGACAUUUGCGGAACAAAGAUAUGAAGAUGUUCGUGCGGGAAGCGAAGUUAUGAUUCAUAGAGUACCAUCCUCAAAACCACAAUCACAAAAAGAAAUUGUGGAGCACAGAAUUAUAGAAAAGAAAACAUCGCACAUUCCAGUACAACGUGUUAUGGAACCAAUUCCAAAGCAUCCAUUCAUUUUGAAACAGCCUGAGUCAGAAAUCCAUCUCAAAGCAGGUGAAAAGCUUGUGUUGGAAUCUAAAGUUGAUUCAUCUCCAGUAUCUCAAUUCAAGUGGUAUCAAAAUAAUUUUGAAGUACGGCCAUCACCAUCUGUGAUUAUUGAGAGCCCAGGAGUGAAUGAAAGUCGGGCUACAUUUUUGAAACCUACCAGUGGUACUUAUAAAAUGGUAGCUUCCAAUAUUCAUGGUUCUUGUAGCAGCACAACUCGUGUAGUUACAGAAGUCACCGAAGAAUGGACAACAGAGUCUAGCAUCAUUCGGGCAGUGCCAGAAAAGCAAGAACCAAAAUACCAGCUUACAAAGAGAUCUCAUAUCGAGACACGAAAUGAUUUACCCAAAGCGCCACGAAUUGUGGAAGGUUUCGCUCCACUUCUCAAAAUCGCCGGUAAUGAACCGCUGGUAUUGCGCGUUACUGCAGAUGCAAUACCGGAAGCGGAAUUCCGUUGGACGUUAAAUAAUUUUGAAGUAAAACCAAAUCGAACAGUCACUAUUCAACGCCUUGGUCCAAAUGUUUCACAAGUUACAUUCCAUAAUCCCAUAAAUGGACGCUACGAAGUGGUAGCUACGAAUUCGUUGGGUCAAGAUUACUGUUCUGGGAAAAUAAUUAUUGAUUAUGCAGAAGAAGCACAAACUACUCCUGUUGAGCCAGUCAAGAGGCCAACCGUUCCUAAAAUUCCUGUAUUUAUCAAACCGUUACCAGGAGAAACACAGUUGUACUCCGAAGAACAAGAAUUCCGCCUUUCCGUAUUAGUGAACGGUGAGAAACCGAUUACAUUCCGCUGGUUUGCGGAUGGCAGUCUUCUGUCGAAUAGCGUUGAGCAUCAAAUGAUUAAUGAUUUGGAAAAUAGUACGUUAGUUGUACGGAAACAAAUUGGAUGUGAUAUUGAUUAUGCUGUUGAAGUUUCUAAUGCUUACGGAGCUGCUUGGUCCGAAACUACGGUAAAACCACCAUUGUCAACAACACCUUUAGCUACCAGUACAGCUUCACCGGAAAGUUCACAACUAGAAAUAUACGAUGCGCAGCGAUACUCUCCACGUUAUACCAUUGUGUUGAUGGACAGAGAUUUGCAGCAAAAUGAUGAAUUUACCGCACGUGUAGCUAUUAAUACAGAAUCCAAUCCGUGUGAGUUUGUCUGGACGCUCAAUGGACGUGAUAUCCGUACAAUUCCUGGAUUUCGCGUUGAGUCGACUUUCUAUGAGUCUACUCUUUACAUCAAAUCAGCCUCAUCAAAGCAUCAUGGCGAAUUAUCUGUUACAGCAAGCAACAAAUAUGGUACUGCAAGAUCAGCAGCUAAAAUCACCGUUCACCCAUUACAUGAAGAAUCGUAUGAAUUUAUUUCGGGAGUAGAAACUAUACCAACCGAGCGGCCACCACAAAUUAUUUCGCCUCUGCUACCUUCCGUUUUUCGAGCGGAAUAUGUAGGUGAAUCACUGGAAUUAGGCUGUUGCGUUGAUGGUUUACCACGACCGGAAGUAUUCUGGACUAAGGAUGGAAUUCGUAUCGAUGAUGGGAUGACAGAAAAAGAACUCAUCACUCUUCAAUAUCCGGAUGGUAGGUAUGAACUGAUCAGUCAAAAAUGUGCGCCGGAAGAUGCUGGUUUGUAUCAGUUAACGGCUCGUAAUAUCCAUGGUACCGCGAAUACUUCGGCUUAUAUUCACAUUGAAAGGAGAGAAGUAAUGGAAACAACAACAACAACAGAAACGAAUGGUGAAAUACAAGUGAUUCAUCCGGCAACAUCAAAGCCACGAUUCAGCAAGGUAAUGUCGAAGCAGUAUGAAUACGAUAUGGUUGUGAGCUGCAAAGUGAUAAGCGAAACACCAGCUGUGGUGUCAUGGUAUAAAAAUGGACAAUGUCUCCAUCAGACUUAUAAAUAUCGCAUGCAGAAAUUGUCUGACAACACGUAUACUCUUACGAUAUGCAAUGUCGACAAAUGGGAUGAAGGUUCAUAUAUCUGUCGUGCUGAAAAUAGGUAUGGUAGCUCAGAAACAGGAAUCUAUAUCCGACCUGUAGUAAGAUCCCGAGAAACAAGCGAAGUAUUGGUUGAAGAAACUGAUAGUGAAGUAGUUGGAUUACAAGAUGAUAUUGGUUAUGUAAACAAAAAAUACAUCGAUACAACGGUUAAAGUAUUAGUAGAGCCUGAAGUAAGUGGUAGCCAAGAAAUAUACAGCCAUACAGCUGAACUACGAAAAACCGAAGCAGAGUAUAAGUUGCUGGUAAAAGUUGCGGAAAUUGUUGCAAGUAAACUAGUCGCUAAAGUUGUAAUCGAUGAAGCAAUACGUGUAGCAUUAAGACGAAUAAAUGCAGAAGUGCAAUCUAGUGAAGAGGAAGAAUUUGAACCAAUCUGUGAACAACGUCCACAUCCGCCAAGAUUUGAAACAAAUAUCGAAAGUUAUACUGUUGAUGUCGGUGAUGCUGUUGUGUUGCCUACUGAUAUUAGUGGAUAUCCUCAACCACAUGUUGAAUGGUACUUUGGUGAACAAAAACUUGAACAAUCCGAACAAAUUGAAGUCAAGUACAUAAAUAAGCAAGCCAUAUUGACAAUUAAGAAUGUGGAAAAGAAACAUGAAGGAACUUAUUAUUGUCAUGCUGAGAACGAGCAUGGAAAAGCUGUGUUAUCAUGCAGUUUAUGCGUAAAUGAUACUUCCCUUGAAUGGUCUGAAUCUACACACAAAAUGGCACGACUUCCGCUGAUUUACACUUUAUCCGAAACUGAGGCAGAGGUAUCUUCAAAUGUUCACAUUACUCAUGCUGCAGAAUCAUACGAUCAUUAUUUCUCUUCCAUUCAACCAGAAUUCUUUGCAUUGGGUUAUUCAUGUCUUGCAUCAACCAGUAAAGUGCAUGAUGAUUCUGUGAUCAUAACCCGCGAAUCGGUACAGAAAAUGAACGAAAAAGAGCAAGAAGCAGCGGAAGUGAUUUUAAACGUAAAUGUAGAACGUACACCGUCAAUUUUCAAACAUGAUGCACGUAUUUUACGAUCGAUAGAUGAGAGUGUUAUUAUAUCUCGGCAUGAACCACGAUAUACAAGAGCAGAAGAAGUAAUCCAAACUAAUAAUAUACUUUUAAUUGGUGAUCAGCGUGUUCUGCAGCAACAUCAAUCUAUGGUUAAUGCUGUGACAACAGUUGUACUUGAAAAGCCGCCACAGCGAGCUUUGCGUGAAAUCAUUUGCUUAUAUAACGAAAAGGAGCUUGUAAGCAAGGCGAAAAUUCAAGCCGUCAGUACAGUUGAUCUUAAGCAAAUUGAAGUUGUCAAUGAGCUUAUCAGUACCAUUAUGGCUACGAAGGGAAAGUUCCGCGAAGCAUAUGCAGAAGCAGACGUAGACGUAAGACGUCCGGAUUCCAUAUUUGAUCAUUUCAUAACUGUUGUUGAAUCGGAACACGAAUAUCUCAAAAUACAUUUGGUUGCAUCGGUAGUUGUGAGGAAUCUUGCCACUUCCGAUUUUCACUUACAACAAAAACCGGAAUCAUUCCAUGCAGAAUCAGUGUAUAAUGAAUAUCUCAGAGCGAAUGCUACUGCUGAGCAACGAAUCAUUAUACUGCAGAGUUCAUUCCAAAAAUUCAGCGAAACUAUUACAUGGGAGUUGAAAAAGGUUGCUAAGGAAGCAAUCGAGAGUGGCACAACAGUAGCGCAUGCAAAUAUUAAAGUAUACAAACCGGAAGAGAUCGGUGAGCAUGAAACAACAAUUUCCGAUGCAAGGAAAAUGGUUCCAGAAUUAUUUGCUAUCGCUGCUGCAGCUAGUAAACUUAAGCUUACCAGCGUUUUUGUAACAUUCACUAAGAAGGGCGAUGUUGCACAUCAAGCGCUUGUUAUCGAAUAUGAAAGUUUUGUGGCAGAUGAAGCAACUCUAAAUGUGGCUGUGCUUACUGCUCCUGGAUUUCAUUCAAGACAGGAGAGUAUUUGGUCAUAUGAAAAGAAAUAUGAAAAAUCUGAGGAAACCGAACCUAAUGUUGUAGCCGUGUUUUUGGAAAUUAAUGCUACAUGUCCAAAUCAGAUGGUUGAAUUGAUAGCAUCAGUUAGCCUACCGCCAUCUGCUCCUGGAAUCAUGGAUGUAACUCAUUCUUCACAGUCACAUUUCGAAUCGCCGUCUUCUGUUUCUUGGUCCGAAUCUUCAUCCGCAGGACUACUUCAAGUGCCACAAUUCAUCAAAAGAUUGGAAAAUAUGUCAGCAAUAGUUGGAGAAUUCCAUCAAUUCAAGUGUAUUGUUAGUGGUGCACCAGCACCAAUGAUACGAUGGUAUGUGGAUGGCGAUAUCAUUCAUGAUUCAGAUGUUUAUCAAACUAUCUACGAAGAUGGUGUUUGCAUUCUGAAAAUUCGAGAACUUGCAAUUGAAGAUGAAGGUGAAUAUACCUGUGAAGCGACGAAUGAUGCUGGUCAAGCAAUCACGAAAUGCUUCUUGCAAAUUAUCACGGAAGAUGAUGCUUUGAAAUAUCAGCAACAAGCUAUGCUUGAAAAUCUGUACAGCAACAAUGGCGGCAGUAACAACGACGCUAACGACAAUUUGGCAUACCGGGAUAAUAUUAAUUCAUUUAGUAAUGUUAAUGGGAAUCGUAUAACUAAGCGUAAUAGCUUAAUACAGCAGAAUAGUAGUAGUAGUAAUCAUCGGAAACAAUUUCUUAUGAUCAAUUGUGAGUUUGCUCGAAGUGAACCAAUGAGUGCUGAGACAGCGGUAAUUGUAACACGUUAUAUUCCCCCAUCGGAAGAAUUUCGUAAAAAUUUGGCAUCGGAGGAGCGAAGUUUUAAUAUUUCUGUUUUUCUACCAAGUGCCACAAUGGAAUGUGAUUUUAUUUGGGCACUCACCAAUUCCGAAACUAUUGCGUUACGUCUGAUGUCGUCGUUUCAGGCGACAGAUUUUAUAAUUCAAAAUUGUCUAUCGCAACAAAUAGAGAGAGCUGAUUUGAUACUAUUUGUGAAGAAAUUAACAUUUGCAAAUGUUUCAUUUGCCAUUUGUCAACCAUGGGAAGAAAUUUUAUUGCUUAAAAAACCCGAAAGCGCAUUAGCUUCGGAUAGUGAAUUUUGUCAGGUGCAGAAAGCACGACUGGAAUUCUUCACCAAAAGUUCUAAUGAGAAGGGCUGUAGCAAAGAUGAAUUUAUGAAAAAUAUCGCAUUGGAAAUGGUAGUUGAUAAUGUUGAAGGAAAUAAUGCAACAAAUUUGAUUAUUCAAGGAAAUCCGACACUUCAAAUGGAAGAAAGUGUUAAUAAUUCGGAAAAAGUAAUAAAUGAACAAAAUGAAAAGGUGAUUCGCUAUAAAGAUGAGAAAGAGGAUUCACGAAUUUCGAUUAUUCCUCAAGAAAUGAUUUGCAAAGAGAAAGAAAUUGCUGCUAACAUUUUAACCAAAGAUGGUGAAAAUAAGUUCAAGUGUCAAACACCUGGAGAAAAUCCAGGAAUCAGUCCCAGUACCUUAAUUGCAAUUCGGCGAUAUAUAGAUGAGUUACUUGAUUUUAUUCCUGAUAUACCAAUAGGCAUUUCUAUCGAUGCAAGUAGCAACAUACAAAACAAAUUCAAUAACCUGAAUACUACAAGCAGUCAGAUGGAGAAUGAUUUCUCAAAGGAUUUUGUUAAUGAAGAAUACUUGAAUUGCUCAUUUGAUCGCAAAUCGGAGUAUGUCGAGACAACUCGAGAUUUUUCGGCAUCAGAAUUAACUUCAGCCAGCAAUCAUGUAACAGGAAAUCCUUUAUCACCUGGGACUGCCUACUUAAAUUCAAAUCCAAAUACCCAAAAUAGGAUGCCUUACAAAGAAAGCGUUGAAACUACAGCAGCAAUUAGUUCAUUAGCAUGUGAAGUGGAUUAUGAUUUAAAUAAGGAUUCGAGAAAAAAUCUUGAUAAUCCUAGUAGUGAAGAAAGCCACAGCAUAUCAGGACAAAAUCUUGAUAAUCCUGGUAGUGAAGAAAGCCACAGCAUAUCAGAUACUUUUAAUAGCUUGAGCACAUUAGAUAUGCAAUCAUCUCAUCAUAUAGAAACUUAUCCAUUACACUUUAUAAAUUCGAUAGAAAGUACAGAUGUCACUGCUGCAACUUUUGAUGCCAGCGAAGAGUUUGAGGUUUACAGUAGUGCUUCAGCAAAUUCUAGGUUACAACAUGAUGAAAGUUUUUCGACAUCAGCACAUGUGAAUAAGUGUAACCUUUCUCUACUGGAAACUGAUCUUUCGAAGGCUUACCCCGUUAAUCCUGAAAUUGUUGACACUUCAACUUUAAAAUAUCAGAAUAUCAGAAUAGAAUCACCCUUACCUUAUGAAACCGCUACCGAUGUGUUAUUAUCAGGGAUCAGAGCAGUCGAUGAAGUUUGUAGAGAAGUUGAAAGUGAAAUUAAAAUGAAAUCAGAGGAUAACGAAGAAGCACUUCAAAUUGAACGUGCAAUAUACGAUAUAUCCGAACGGAUAGAACACCAGCAAGCUUUAACAGAAGCACAGGCGGAGGCAAGUGAAGAACUUUUAAAAACUAUACUUGAAAAUAUUAUCAAGAACACAGGACAAAGUAGUAUUAUAGAAACAAUGGCCGCUUAUAAAAAACCGGUCGUAUUACUACGAGAAAAGUUGACAGAUCUGGAAGAAACAUUGAAGAGAGAAGAUUUAGAAUUCAGAGAAUCAUCAAUGAAAUCAAUUCCGGAAACACAAUUCGCAUUCUCAAAAUCAUUCAGUGUGGAAAGUGAAUAUGCAAAAUCUAUCAGGGAAAGUUCGGUCGAGAGAGAAAUUUGUGCAGUUUCAUUGUAUAAUUUGCAACAAAUUGGAAAUAUCAAUAAGCAAGAGAUUAAACGGAUGACACCUUUAACAUCAAACAUUAAAGAACAGCUUCAAAGUUUGGAGUGUAUGCUUGAGGAAGUUGAGGAGGUAGGAAGAGAUGACAUGAAAGAAUUGACUACAGAAACUCAAAGUGUAUUCCCGGCAUAUUCUAAUGCCAAGCAACGUGAAGUGCAUAACAUUUUAAUGCAAAUUAAUCGUGAAAUAAGUAUCAUCAAACGAUGCUGUCAAAGAAAUAUCUCGAAGGCGAGCGUGGAUGCUGCAGUCGGUUUGUUGCAUAAAGUUCGCAACAAUGUUUCUUCAAUGAUUGAUCUUAUAUCAUUGUAUAGAAAAAGAUUGCGAAAAAAAUCUCCUACUGAAAUAGAAAUAAAUGUUAAUAGAGAACGAAUGAAAUCAUCAAAACGAUCUCGUCAUCAUUUAUCGCCGUGUUCCAGAACUGGAUUCUUUUUCAAAACCGACACUUCAGUGAAUUUAUACUUUGUGAAACGUGAGGAAUCAGAAAUUAUCAAUGCUAUUGUCAAACUAUUUAGUUCAUCUGACAAAUCUGGAAAUAAAAUGUCAAAAAGUGAAAAUUCUGAAAUUUCCACUUACGACAAUGCAGUUUUUGAUGAUGAAAAUAAUAAGGCUGUACAAGGACUAGGAAUUGAUCCAUUAUGGACACUUGUCACUGAGUCAGAAAAGGAUGAUAAAGUUAUCUUACCAGAUGUCGUUGGUCCAGAAAGAGCAUUUUCACCACAUUCUGUUCAGGAUUCUCAAGCAGCUCCAGUACGCCCGCCACGAAGGCGAAGAGAAAAUAUCCAGCAGAAAGCUAGUUCUCCACCUCCGAUUCCACCACUUCGUUUAAAGUGUCGUUCUAAGUCGUGUGAUCAUAAAAAUCUUAUUAUUCGAUCAUGUUCUUCUGAUACACUUAAUUAUCCCAAUAUGGCAACCAAUAUGCGCGAGGUGGGAAAAAUGCUGCAGUCAGAUGCUCUAAUUUAUGCGGGUGAUCAAUUAGAUUCAGUGAGUAAUAUUAAUUCACUGGACAUGGAAGGGCCAAAUACAUUGAUGUCUGAACAAAAAUCUAAAAAUUUUAGUGAAGAGGACAUUAGUUACGAAAGAAUUAUUAGGAAAAUGGAAAGCUUUUGCAGCUCUUCGUACGCUUGGCCGUCUAAAGAAGAGUAUCAUAUUACAUUGGAAAUGUUUGAUGAAUCAAGUUCUGUGCAACUUGUAUGCGAGGAUUCUGACUAUGCGCCGGAAUCAGUUAUGCAUUCAUUUUUGUUAUUUGAGCCAACGAAUAGGGUUGAAGAAGAAACCGAAGGAGUGCUUUUACAAACGCUAGAACUUCUGUCGGAUUUGAAUACCAGUAAAGCCGAAACUAUUACUGAAGAUACUACAAAACUGGAGGAAAGUUUAGCUGGAGUAAAAAAUAAAAUGGAAGAGAAAAAGUUCACAACUCCUGAAUUAGAUGCAAGUUACAUUCAAAAUAAUUCAGAAUACCUAGUCGAUACGAGCCAGAGAAUAAAUGAAAACUCGAAAUUGAUCGAAAAUCCGAGAAGCAAUACAUCCGAAGAAGCGGAAUUCGAAGCUCUUCAAAAGCCAACACAGCAUUUUCAUGUUUCCUCAGGCUCAAAAUCGCAGGAGUUGUCGAUAACAAAUCCAUUAGAUGAAACGAACUCUUUACAUGAAAUUGAAUCAAUUGAUGAUAAAGAUGAAAAUUUGGAUGAAUUAGAUGAUCUAAUGGUAAUAUGCAAUCCUCAUGCCGGUGUUAUUGAUGGCGUCGAUUUAUUACCGACAAUAAUGGAAGACAGUGAAAGCUCUAAAAUUGCAAAUUCAUUUAUGUCUGUCAGCACAAAUACUGUGAUUGCUCUUAGCACAUCAAAUAUUGAUGAAGAGGAAAGUGAUAUUGCAACAUCUUCAACACUAGAAUCAAAAUCAGAAUUCACCGGUAAAGCUAUUAAAAUGCCCUUAAAUAGAAGCGAUGUGGACGAUGUCAACUAUUUAGAUAGUUACAAGAAAAGAAUAAUUCUGAUAUGUGAAAGUGACGCUGAACAAGUAACAGAGGAAACUGCAAUCAACAUAAGUUAUAAGAAGCCAUCGAAUAAGCUCAAGGUGCUAGCACUCUUAUCACCUGAGGUACAAGCUAAGGCUGAAGCAAGUAUGGUUAUUGGGGAAGAUUUUGAUGUUCUAGUUGAACAACCAGAUGAAACACAAGACUCUGUCAUAAAAAUUUUAGAUUAUAUAAGCGAUUCGAUUAGUCUUGAUUUGACUCUUCCAAGCACAGUUGAAGUGAAUUUGUCGCUAAAACGCAAUGAACAGUGCGAAGGUACUCUAUCUUAUCAAAUUAAAAAUUUAGCUGAUGGUGAAAUUGACCAAGAGCGAGUAAGUAUCACGAGUGAUAAUCAUCAUCAUUCAGCUAAUGAUGAGGAACGAUGUACCGGUAUUUCUGUUAACAUUAUUGCGCGAAGUAUGCAUGACGUUGCACGAGCCUCACUGGAAGAAAUUGCUUGGGGUGAAGUAUCCAUGUAUAUUAUGAUGCAAUCUAUUACGACUCGUCCGAUAACUGAUUCAGAAACCAGAAAUUCGCUAAUUCAAGAUGUGACUGUAUCGGAAUCGAAUGAAACUGAAAAACGUUCUCUACGUUCUCAUGAUUCUUUCCGCUCAUCAUCAUAUCAGUCCUUUGAUUGGAACGAAUUUGGUGAUCGAAAUGGCAGUGGACAAAAUUUAAACAUACCAAGCUAUGUGGUUAGGGAAGGAUCAACUGCUACAAUCACGUGCGAAUUCAACAAUUUUUUAAGUCCUGGAAGUUUGAUUGAAUGGUUCAAGGGUAAAGCUAUGAUGCAAAUUGUUCCCGGAAAAACGGAUCGCAUAAGCCACGAUCUGUUGGAGGUGCUGAUUAUUUCACACGUGAACCUAACGGACGGUGAUAUUUACAGCAUUAGAGUUAAUGAUGUUGUUUAUCCCGUUGCAUGCCUCAUUAUAGAAAAUGUCGAUGCGUCCUCUGAAAAAAUUAACAGUGAUGUACACUUCAUAAGCCCACCGCAAACACUAUUUGUGAUGGAAGGACAACCAUCAAUUAUUUCCUGUCAAGUAAACAGUGCUGAUCAGAAAAUUGAAUGGUGUAAAGAUAAUAAAAAGUGGGUGACUGAAAAUGAGAGAAUAAGAUUAGAAGCAGAUCAAUUCGGUUAUCAUCGGAUAAUUAUUGAUAAGUCUGAACUAGAAGAUCAGGGAACUUAUUAUGCUUUUUUGGGUGAUCAUUUCACAACAAUUACACUGGUUGUUGAAGAACGCAUUGAUGAACGUGAAGUGACAAUCACCGCAUUGGGAACAGACACUGAAGAUGAUGAUUAUCGUGAGUAUCUGGUACCUUUGGGUAGUACAGCAACAAUUGCUUGUGAGCUGGAAAAUAGCGAUGAGAUUCAAGAAUUGGUAUGGCGCAAAAAUGAUACACGAAUUGAGUUUUCGGACAAUGCAAAAGUUGAACAUGUAGUGAAUGGUUUAAAACAUUAUCUAGUGAUUCAUGAUACACAAGCUGAUGAUUCAGCAUCUUAUAGCGUCUGUAUUAAUGAUAUCGAAUUUAAGAUUGCUCAUCUGAUAGUUAGCAAUUAUGCAACAGCUAUCGAAGAGUAUGCAAGUCAAGUUACGGUGGAAGAAUCGAUGGUGCCAGUCGGUUCAGCUGCAACAAUUCACUGUGAAACCAUUACCCAACAAUAUUCGUUGGAUUGGCGCAAAAAUCUCCGACCUAUUAUGCAAGAUGAACGAAUUGAAAGGAAAGAUACAGCCGAUGGCUUUGAGCAUAGUCUUACAAUUUACAGUGUUCGGAAGAGUGACGAAGGGGAAUAUGGCGUUGUAAUUAAAGAUUCAUAUACAGCCGUUACUAAAAUAACUGUAAUUGAAUCGCAAGAGCAAAUAGCCAUUGAAGAUUUCGACAUCUCAUUACAUCCAACACAAUCAGUGAUGAAUGAAGCCUUCGCGCAAUUACAUGAUCGUGUCAAUCUUCAGCAAACACAGACCGUGGAGGCGUAUCAAUUAUGCAACAUGGAAGAAUAUUUUGAUUUGCGAUUUUCCAUGCAAUCGCUUGAAAUUCCAGUAGUUAUAAUUGAAAAACGAUCUGUAUCGGUCAGCUAUCUUUCACGGGAAGCAUCCAUUCAGGCAUUGGAGAGAGAGAUUCACAUACACCGUGAGCCUUCUUAUGAAACUAAUGAGGAUUUGACUUUUAUGGAAAUAACCGUUAUUGAGUGCAAUUUUGUAACAACAGAUGUUCGUUUUGAAUUCACAUCUUCUACUUCAAUUGGUCAUGCUGUUGCUGAAACUGUAGUACUAACACUGGUUGCGCAACAAUAUGUCCAAAUUCAUCUCAGUUCACAACUUACUGAACUUAGAACUAGUUUUAUAAAACAGCCCGGUUCGCAACAAUUAACCGUCGUUACAAGUGUACCGCAAAAAAUUGUCGAAAAAUUAGGAAUAAAAUUAGGUGAUCGAUGGGUGAAGUUAGAUGUGGUAUUGUUGUCACCAAUGCGAACUACAGCAACGGAUGUUAUGAACAAAAUUCCCAGGAUGAUAACACUAGAAAUGGACUUUCUUCCAUUAAUGUUUGAAAAAUGCGACAAGAACAUCACAUUUGACAAAGCAUCAGAACGAGAAUAUUUUGACGCUGUGGCAUUAACAAAAUCAAUUACAUAUCCAGAUAAGAUUAGAAAACAGUUUACCAUAAACGUCGUCUGGUUGGAAUGCAUAGUUGUAUAUAAAGUACCGCAAGUUUUUAACAUCGUAACUAAAAUUGAUGAUGCUCAAAAGGAAAUAUUCUAUCUGCAAUGCAAAGCUUCUAAAACGGAUACAGUCGAUGAAAUUUUCACAGUCUGUGGGCCCAUUCAACAACAAGAUGCUGCAGUAACAUUUCCAGAAACUUUGUUUGCAGCAACAAAAAGAAAUUAUGGUGAUUCAAUUUCGUCUUUGGAAACAACGUUAAGAUCACACAUUGAUCAAAAUCUGCUUAUAAGCAAGGAAUUACCGUUGAUUCGAAUGGAAAUGAUCAGUAUGCAGCUGAUGGCUUCAGUGCUUGAAAUAAUUCCAGUAACUUACAGUUUUUCGAAGCCUACACAGAAUGAAAGUUUGGAAAUGAAAAUAUUUAUGAAACCUCUUAAACAGUAUGAAAUGAAUCAACGUAAUUUCGUUGACAGCGUCGCAAAACUUGACAUAAAGAUUUGGUCGCAGAUCGAGCGUAACUUUUCCGUUACCUCUGACUUCCAAGCAAGAGAAUUAGAUCGAGUGAACGCAAAAUUUUUCAGUCCAAUUAUAGAGUAUUUCGAUGUCUCGACAGCUUUCAGUAUUCAACCGAAAAUGGAUGCAGUAAUAGCUACUUUACGAAUGAAGGCACCAAAAAUUGUUAGAAAAAUAAGUCGGCCGUUUUCAGAUGCCGUUGUAAGUGUAAUUUCAGAAUGCUGGCCUCAUACUUCUCAGGAAUUUUAUGCAGAUGCUGUUUUUGUAACACCACGAACAGAUGUAUGCGUAGAAAAUUUCAGAGCUUCAACUUUUGAAAAUCUAUAUGUUAUCAUAUCGUUUGAGAUUCAGUCGCGGGCAAACAGUGCUGCUGUAACAUUAUUGGUACGAGCACCUACAAUCAUUGAAAGAUUUAGCUUUAUGUUUUCCAAUGAUUUGAUUCAAGAGGAAGAAUUCCGGCCGCGACUUCACCACAGUUUGGAAGUAGCUCAAGAAGAUAGUUUGAUUAAGAACAUCAAAAGUGCAGAAUGUGAUGAAAAAAAUAUUGCGGUCAUUAUUGAAAUGCGGCCGGAAAAGGAAAGUACAGAAUUCACACUGCUAAUCCCACUUCCAGCAAUAAUUGAGGAGGUUAGUCGGUUAUUCUCGGAUACUAUCGUGAACCUAAUUACUGAGCUACACAUGGAUAUGCAAGAUUUCCACACAAAUAGUGAUAUUUUAAUCGCUCGGACGUGUGCACUUCAAAUGUAUCUGAAAGCUUCGAAAGAAGCAAAUAUUACUGUACUAGCCGGAUUUUGCAUCCAAGAUGAAAUCAAAAACAUCAUGGCUACUUUGCUAACACGGUCGGCUACAGUUAUUGAAAGAAAUGAGCGUAAAUUUUCAGACAAUGUGGUGAAGUUUGUAAUCGAACUAUGGUCGCAAGUUUGUCGAGAAGCUUUUGCAGACGCUGACAUUUAUAUUGCUAGAAAUAAUAAGACGCAGAAACAGUUGAAGGCUUCAGUUGCAGAAGAUACGCAUGCUUCGAUAGCAUUGGAAGAAAACUCUGAAGCUGAAGAGCUCGAAGUGACUUUAUUAGAGCUAGUUCAGCCCGACACAUACAAAUUAAAUCGUUUUUUUACGUAUAGAACUGUUGAUUUGAUGGCUACAUUAUGGUUUCAGCCCCAAAACAUCUUCUGCGCUGAUAUAAAUGUAGCGGUUAAACGAAAGGAGAGUAAUCAGUCGAAUUUGAGAGCUUCUGGUAAAGAAUGUAUAAAUAUGUUAACCAGUUUUGAAGUGCAAUCACAAAUAAAAAAUGCUACAAUAGUAUUACUUGCUCGAUCACCGAUCAUUGUAGAGGAGACAAGCAGGACCUUCUCAUCAAAUUUCACAAAAAUAACUUCCGAAAUAUUUUCAACAGUGAAUAGAGAUCUACAUGCAUACUUUGAAGCAAUGAUUGUAGUGCAUGAAAUUGCUGAAACAUGGAUAGAAGCAGCAAAAGAAGAGAAUCUACGUAUUGAAGUGUGCUUCGAAGAGGAAUCGGAAACAUAUUACGCAGAUGCUAUUAUAUCAACUGUUCAGAUGGAAAGACAGCUUAUGAUUGCAAGAACCCCAUAUCUUGAAAACGUCGAAAUUUAUAAUUCCUUUGAGUUCUGCCCAAAAGAGGAGCUGUCAUCGAUCACUGUUACACCUGAACAAAUUAUUGAGGUCACCGAAAAGAGGUACAGCAUUGAGGUGACAAAACUUGAUGUUGAAAUCUAUUGUCGCGUUUUAAAUGAAGUUGUGGAGACAGACCUCAUGGAAUCUAAGCUACUGGUAUCUUGUAGUUACGAAACUUACGAUGAGCGAUCAUUGUGUUUGUUUGCACAGGGAUUUAUUGAAGACAUUAUUAAAAAAGAAUAUGAACAUCUCACGCAGGAGUCAGAAGAAAAUAUUAGUAUAAUGAUUGAAUUGUGUCACAAUCCAACAAUACAGUCUUCUGAAAUUGAUUUACUAAAUAUAUAUCAACAAAAGCGAACAACCGAGAAUGCAGGCAUUUCAAGUAUAUACGAAUCAACUGGUGAAAUUAGCACGUCUUAUGCAGCUCCUCAAUUUGCUGUAAAUUUAAAUGAAAUUUACGUGAUCGAAGAAUUUGCAACUCAUUUAUUCAAAUGUAUUAUUUAUGGGACACCUACGCCACAUGUCCGAUGGUACCGCAAUGGGCAAGCCGUCAUUCCGAACGAUAAUAUAAUAGAGAUUGCUGAAGAUGGUAUCUACAUACUGAAAGUAAAUAGCGUGGAUAGAAGUUGGAACGGAAAUCUGAUUUGUGAAGCAGAAAAUUCAGUUGGAAAAGCUCGCACAUAUUCCAUUAUUCAAGUUCAAAGAUCAGAAGAAAAUUCGACAAGUAGCUCUUCAACUGGAGGACAAAAACCCGUGAUCCAGCUAUCGCUAAAUAAUGAAAUACAUGUUAAAAAAGGAGAAAAUGUCCAACUCAAAUGUAUUGUAUCCGGAAGUCCGUUGCCUUCAGUGCAGUGGAAGCGCAACGAUGUCGUUAUCGAAAAUAAUGAGCAUUAUUCGAUUAUAUUUGAUGAUGGGAUCUGCAUUUUGCGUAUUUUAAAUGUCACAGAAGAGGACAAUGCAAUUUUCAGUUGCACAAUGAUGAAUUUGUUCGGUUCCGCAAAAACCGAAAGCAAAAUAAUUGUUGAAGAAGUUCACUUAGCAGAUACAACUAGUCUAAAAGAGGAGGAAAGUUCGAUUACAAGAAGCAUUAUGGAGGAUCGUACCAUUGGUGUAAUAUCACCAGAUUCAAUGUCUUCACAAGAUUCAUUCACCACUCAAUUCCAAGCACCUCAAUUUACUCUACCGCUGAAUGACAUAACCAUAAGAGGAACCGAAGAACUGCAACUUAAAUGUAUUGUUACGGGUGAACCAAUGCCGGCAAUUCGUUGGACAUGUAAUGGCAGAGAAAUUCAAGCAGACAACAGGAAUAUAUUUACCGUUUGUGAGGAUGGUAUUGUCAUAUUGAAAAUCACGAAUGGUGAUAAAGAAGGACUGUACGUAUGUGAAGCAAUAAACGGUAUUGGAAGUGCACAAACUCAAAGUUUUGUUCGUAUAUAUAGCUCGGAAAUCUCACUUACAACAGUAAUGAAACUGGAAGAUACCAUAGAUUCAGUUGAGGCUGAAGUUUUGUCAAUUUCGACAUCAAAAUUCUGCUCAACUGCUGAUGUAACUGAAAAGAGAAAUGAAAUGAUUGAGCAAGAUCUGGAAGGAGAAAAAUUAAGCAAAACAUUCGAUGAAGAGGAAAUCACUGUCGAUCAAUAUAUCCCAAUAGGCACACUGAAUUAUUUGAUUGAGGCGGAAGCAAUAACAAUAACAGUUAUGAAUUAUAAACUUUUUGGUCGUGUAAAAUUGGAAGAGAAAUCAAAAAAAAUGAAAGAGGAGAAGUUAUUUAAAAUAAUCAUUGAAGAAGAAGCUAUUCGCACGCGAACUUAUUUAAGAGUGGUCGAACGCAGUGCAAAACAAUUCUGGACACUUCAAGGUCGUACCACUGAAAGACCUCCAUAUUGGAGUCGAGAAAUUAUUAAUGAAAGAGUAGAAUUCGAGAAAAUAUUUCAAAAUGAUGAUAUACACGAAUUUUUAGAAGAUAAAAACAUUAUUGAACGUUAUGUUCAGCUUUUAAAGAUGAAAGAAACAUCAGAAAGCAGUGAAGAAUGCGAAACUCGAUUUAAGCUUCACCAGAUCGAAAGUCCACCAGAAACAUUAGAAAAACGACAGCUGGAAAUACACGAAGAACAGACUGGGAGUCUUUUUGAGGAUAUCGGUGUCUUCACAAGUGUCCACUGCAUAGCAAAUGCAGUACAUCAUGCUGUAGAAGCAUAUGUAAUUCUCAUUACACGUUACCUAUACAAAGCAACAUUUGAUAUUCGAUCUGCUCUAUGCCGGAUGAUUGCUAGAGAAGAUGAAUUUGAAGCUUCUAUUGAAGAAUCAGUGAAAAUACAGAAAUAUUCCUCCCAUUCAAUUUUGAGGCCACCGCAUUUCAUUCAAUCACUUACUGUCUUUGAAGAAGGUUCGAAUACAGGAUUGCGCUGCUCUGUUUACGGUCUACCAGUACCACAUAUUCGAAUUUCGCAUAAUGGAUGCCCAAUCUUGAGAAGUAAUAGAUUCUUUCAUGUAGUCUACAAGAGUGGUGUCGUUACACUGUACAUGCAGCAUAUUCUUGAAGGACAUUAUGUAUGUGAAGCCAUCAACACAGCUGGACGGGCUAUUACAGAAUGCUAUAUUCAAGUCGAUGAAGCAUGGGAUGAAAAACAACACAGGAAAAUCCGAAGAAUACAAGUUGAAAACGCAUCCAAAACAACGAAAUACGCAGAGACAAGUUCCAAAAACAACGAAAUACUACCAAUGACCUCACAAACAUUGACGUCUCAAUUAGAAUAUGAACAUCGAAAACAAAUCAACGAAGCGGUGGUGUCAAUGGAAAAUAUUGACUCACCAAAGGAAGCAAAGAAAGAGCAACUAGGACAAGAAAUUGUUGAUAAACUACAGGAGGCAAAAGAGUGGAUUGUUGAAGAAAUAGAAGAAAAAGCUGUCGACGAAUUCAUUGAGAUAGAAGCCGUGUUAGAUUUAGAAAAACAAAUCGAACAUGAAAUUAUUGUUGUUUCGAUCGUGCGUGUGACUUCAGAAUCCGCUCAAAAUUCGACUUUCUUAGAAAAGAAAGCAAUCAAAGAGCAACAUACAGAAGAAAUUUCUGAAGAAGCAGAGAAACCUAAAGAGAGGAUUGUUGAAGAAAUAGAAGAAAAAGCUGUCGAUGGAUUCACUGAGAUAGAAGUCGCGCUAGAUAUAGAAAAACAACUGGAAAAUGAAAUUAUUGAUAUUUCGAUUGUGCACGUGACUUCAGAAAAUGAAGCAAAGAAAGACCAAUCUGGACAAGGAAUCAUUGAAAAAGUAGAGCAGCCGAAAGAGAGAAUUGUUGACGAAAUAAAAGAAAAAGUUCUCGACGAAUUCACUGAUAUAGAAGUCACGUUGGAUUUAGAAAAGCAAAUCGAACACGAAAUUGUCGUUGUUUCAGUCGUGCCUGUGACUUCAGAAUCGGUUCAAAAUUCGUUACUCCUAGUAAAGGAAGCAAAGAUAGAGGAACAUCGACAAGGAAUUGUUGAUAAACUAGAGGAGCCGAAAGAGAAGAUUGCUGAAGAAAUAAAAGAAAAAAUUGUCGAUGAAUUCAAUGAGAGAGAAGUCGCGUUGGAUUUAGAAAAACAAAUGGAACAUGAAAAUGUUGACGUUGGGAUCGUGCGCAUGACUUCAGAAUCGGUUCAAGAUUCGGUACUUUUAGCAAAGGAAGCAGGAAUGGAGCAACAUAGUGAAGAAAUUGUUGAAAAAGCAAAGAAGCCGGAAGAGAAGAUUGCUGAAGAAAUAGAAGAACAAACUGUCGACAAGCUCAUUGAUACAGAAGUCGCACAAGAUUUAGAAAAACAAAUGGAACAUGAAAUUAUCGAAGUUUCGAUUGUAGGUGUCAUCUUAGAAUCGGCUCAAUAUUCUAUUCCCUUAGCAAAGGAAGCAAAGAUAGAGCAACCUGGACAAGAAAUUGUUGAUAAACUAGAGGAGCCGAAAGAGAAGAUUGCUGAAGAAAUGAAAGAGAAAAUUGUCGACGAAUUCAAUGAGAGAGAAGUCGCGUUGGAUUUAGAAAAACAAAUGGAACAUGAAAUUGUCGACGUUGGGAUCGUGCCCAUGACUUCAGAAUCGGUUCAAGAUUCGGUACUCUUAGCAAAGGAAGCAGGAAUGCAGCAGCCUAGUGAAGAAAUUGCUGAAAAAGCAGAGAAGCCGAAAGAUAAGAUUGCUGAGGAAGUAAAAGAAAAAAUUGUCGACGAAUUCAAUGAGAGAGAAGGUGCGUUGGAUUUAGAAAAACAAAUGGAACAUGAAAUUAUCGAAGUUUCGAUUGUAGGUGUCAUCUUAGAAUCGGCUCAAUAUUUUAUUCCCUUAGCAAAGGAAGCAAAGAUAGAGCAACCUGGACAAGAAAUUGUUGAUAAACUAGAGGAGCCGAAAGAGAAGAUUGCUGAAGAAAUGAAAGAGAAAAUUGUCGACGAAUUCAAUGAGAGAGAAGUCACGUUGGGUUUAGAAAAACAAAUGGAACAUGAAAAUGUUGACGUUGGGAUCGUGCGCAUGACUUCAGAAUCGAUUCAAGAUUCGGUACUCUUAGCAAAGGAAUCAGGAAUGGAGCAACCUAGUGAAGAAAUUAUUGAAAAAGCAAAGAAGCCGGAAGAGAAGAUUGCUGAAGAAAUGAAAGAAAAAAUUGCCGACGAAUUCAAUGAGAGAGAAGUCGCGUUGGAUUUGGAAAAACAAAUGGAACAUGAAAUUGUUGACGUUGGAAUCGUGCGCAUGACUUCAGAAUCGGCUCAAUGUUCUAUUCCUCUAGCAAAGGAAGCAGGAAUGGGGCAACCUAGUGAAGAAAUUACUGAAAAAGCAAAGAAGCCGGAAGAGAAGAUUGCUGAAGAAAUAGAACAAACUGUCGACAAGCUCAUUGAUACAGAAGUCACACUAGAUUUCGAAAAACAAAUGGAACAUGAAAUUAUCGAAGUUUCGAUUGUACGUGUCAUCUUAGAAUCGGCUCAAUAUUCUAUUCCCUUAGCAAAGGAAGCAAAGAUAGAGCAACCUGGACAAGAAAUUGUUGAUAAACUAGAGGAGCCGAAAGAGAAGAUUGCUGAAGAAAUGAAAGAAAAAAUUGUCGACGAAUUCAAUGAGAGAGAAGUCACGUUGGAUUUAGAAAAACAAAUGGAACAUGAAAUUAUCGAAGUAUCGAUUGUAGGUAUCAUCUUAGAAUCGGCUCAAUAUUCUACUCCCUUAGCAAAGGAACCAAAGAUAGAGCAACCUAGUGAAGAAAUUAUUGAAAAGGCAAAGAAGCCGGAAGAGAAGAUUGCUGAAGAAAUGAAAGAAAAAAUUGUCGACGAAUUCAAUGAGAGAGAAGUCGCACAAGAUUUAGAAAAACAAAUGGAACAUGAAAUUAUCGAAGUUUCGAUUGUAGGUAUCAUCUUAGAAUCGGCUCAAUAUUCUAUUCCCUUAGCAAAGGAAGCAGGAAUAGAGCAACCUGGACAAGAAAUUGUUGAUAUACAAGAGGAGCCGAAAGAGAAGAUUGCUGAAGAAAUAGAACAAACUGUCGACAAGCUCAUUGAUACAGAAGUCGCACUAGAUUUAGAAAAACAAAUGGAUCAUGAAAUUAUCGAAGUUUCGAUUGUAGGUAUCAUCUUAGAAUCGGCUCAAUAUUCUACUCCCUUAGCAAAGGAAGCAAAGAUAGACCAACCUAGUGAAGAAAUUAUUGAAAAAGCAAAGAAGCCGGAAGAGAAGAUUGCUGAAGAAAUGAAAGAAAAAAUUGUCGACGAAUUCAAUGAGAGAGAAGUCGCACAAGAUUUAGAAAAACAAAUGGAACAUGAAAUUAUCGAAGUUUCGAU
Molecule: messenger RNA, 21728 nt
Organism: Cercopithifilaria johnstoni
Lineage: Eukaryota; Metazoa; Nematoda; Chromadorea; Rhabditida; Onchocercidae
Source: the annotation of a GenBank genome assembly